Messenger RNA from Chara braunii, 1886 nucleotides. NCBI's taxonomy places the organism in Eukaryota, Viridiplantae, Streptophyta, Charophyceae, Charales, Characeae. The record is from the annotation of a GenBank genome assembly.
GGAUCGAGGGCCAGGGGAGGGUCUCCAAUUCGGUUGCCUACGUGGCGCUCACUGGGUGUAUCCAGCGAGAUGAUAUAACCAUAACCACGAUGCUUCUGCGAAACCUCCCCUCUGGUCGGGGUUGCGCGGGAGUGUCGUCGUCGUUGUCUAAUUUGUGUCGAGUUGGCGGGAAAUGGGUAUUCAACGGUCGCUUUCCAAAAUCCAUAUCCAGCAAUUCGAGCUUGUCCGCCGAUUAUUACCUGCCGUCAUCGGGAUACCACCGUCGAGGGCCGUCGUCCCGACGGCAGCUGAUAUUGCUCGACGUGGGGAGGCCUACACGGGGAUCCCGACGACAGCUGAUCCAGAUUGGAGCGGCUGCUGCUGCUGCUACUGUUGCUAAGGGGGACAACCGCGCGGCUUCGCUGGUGGACUUGGAGGUCGGCAGAUCGAGGGAUCGAAUCCCUGAGAGGAAACGACAGCUGGUCGUGCUGGACAAGUCAUCAUCAUUAGCAUCAUCAUCAUCAUCAUUAGCAUCAUCAUCAUCAUUAGCAUCAUGUAGUGCUGGUCCUGCUGCCGCUAUAGUCUGUUGCGCUGCGGCGAGCUCGACGACCUCCUCCUCCUCCUUCCCCUCCUCCGCCUCCUCUUCCCCUACCUCCUUCAUCUCAUCCUCCUUCUCCUCCUCCUCCUUAUCAUCCUCAUCAAAUUCGUCGUCCUAUCUCUUAAUAUCAGCGUUGUCAGCAUUCCGAAAAGGAAAAUCGUCCGAUCCCGACGGCGGCUUACACGUGGGGCGGUUAUCAACUGCCACGUGGCGACGGUUCCUCAGUCUUAGUACCACCCCAUCGGAGAUUUUGGCGGGAAACUCUUCACGUGGCGGGAAGAUCUGCCGAGGUGGUGUUCGAUCUGACGGUCCCGUAGCAACGCCAGAGUUUGUGAUUGCUCAGUUGGGGAAGGAGAGGGUGGCUAUGCAGGAGGGGGGGGAGGAGGAGGAGAAGGAGGUGGUGAUGGUUGCUCAACCUGGACCGUCGUCAAAAGAUAAUGGUCGUCGGCGGAGUGAUGAUGUGACACGUGUCACACGUGGGGAUGUAUUGGAGGGCUAUUCAGUAAUUAUGGCGGGAAAAUCUCAAGGAGAGGGGAAUGAAGACGAAGGAGGAGGAGGAGGAGGAGGAGAAGAAAGGGAGAAGGAAAGACAAAAGGGAGAGCGGGGAGGAGGAGGAGGAGGAGGAGAAAGAGGGGAAGGAGGAGGAGGUGGUCGAGUCGGAGACGGGAGAGACCUGACCAGCGUCUCGAUUAGGAAUUUUGACGAGAGUUUGGGUCGGAUUCAGACGGCCAUCGAGGAAUGCGACUUCGUUGCUCUUGAUUUGGAGAUGACCGGUGUGGAGAGUGCCAAGUGGAGGCGGAACAUUGAGGUCGACUCGUGUGAUACGCGAUAUCUCAACGUGAAAAACAGCGCGGAGAAUUUUGCAAUUUUGCAAGUCGGGAUAUGCCCUUUCAGAUGGGAGUCCUCCAAUAAAGCCUUCGUGGCUCAGCCGUACAACUUUUUUUUAUUUCCCCGCUCACAUUUGGAAAGAGAUAUUCCAUCUCGAAUAUUUCUUUGCCAAGUGGGAUCUGUUGAAUUUCUCGCGCAACAUAAAUUCGAUUUCAACCAGUGCAUUUAUGAAGGUAAGAGUCAAACUGUAAGACAUAAUUAAAAAAAAAACGAAAAAAAACGAAGAAAAAGAAAAAAAGAAAAAAGAAAAAAAGAAAAAAGAAAAAAAGCAAAAAGAAAAAAAGAAAAAAGGAAAAAAAGGAAAAAAGGAAAAAAAAAAGAAAAAGAAAGGUUACAACUCAGAAGAGAGAAUCCCAACCUAAACCGUGAGCGUUCUCCUUUUGUUUUAGGUAUAUAUUGCAAUGCAAUGAGCUUCACAAUC